This is a messenger RNA of Spirodela intermedia, 1329 nucleotides long. Lineage: Eukaryota; Viridiplantae; Streptophyta; Magnoliopsida; Alismatales; Araceae. The record is from the annotation of a GenBank genome assembly.
AUGUUGAGGAAGGGGAGGGGGUUAGAGAGAGAGGGAUGGAGGGCGGCGACGAGGAGUUUCUUCAAUGGGACAGUCCCAAAGGAGGGGGACUUCCCCGUGCUGGAGGGCCAUCCCAAGGCGCAGGAGAACGCCGAGUCUGCCGUACGGAGGUACGGGCUAAGCCGGCGGCAGACGGCGGAGGGCGAGAAGGGGAAGAAGGUGAAGGAGUUCCAGAUCUACCGGUGGAAUCCCACCUCCCCCAGCAGACCUUUCCUCCAGUCUUUCUUCGUCGAUCUCGCCACCUCCGGCCCGAUGGUAAUUAUUAUACGCUGGCUCCCCUCCCCCACUCUCUCUCUCCCUCUGUAUCUCUUGUUCUCUCUUUCUCUCUCUAUCUCUAUCUCUUGUUCUCUCUCUUUCUCUCUGGUUCUUUUGUCUGUCUCUCUCUAGCUUUUUUCUCUGGGCAAAGGUGUUGGACGUGCUGCAGAGGAUCAAGGCGGAGCAAGACCCGAGCCUGAGCUACCGGAGGUCAUGCAGGGAGGGGAUAUGCGGCUCCUGCGCGAUGAACAUCGACGGCCUCAACAACUUGGCGUGCCUAAAGCCCAUUGAUAACGACGCCUCCAGGCCCUCCAUGAUCACCCCCCUCCCUCACAUGUUCGUCGUCAAGGACCUCGUCGUCGACCUCUCCAACUUCUACCAGCAGUACAGGUACAUCUCUCGUCCUCCAUUUAACACGGAAUAAGAGAGAGGAAGGAUGUCGUGAAGACUUCUCUCUCAUCUUCUUGUUCUCUCUAUCUCUCUCUCUCUCUCUCUCUCUCUCUCUCUCUCUAUGUCUCCUGCGCCGUUGUGAGGUCCAUCGAGCCGUGGCUGAAGACGAAGGGUAAGCCGGAAAACGGGAGAGAGUACAGGCAGUCGCCGGCGGAGAGGAAGAAGCUGGACGGACUGUACGAGUGCAUACUUUGCGCUUGCUGCAGCGGCGCCUGCCCAGAGUACUGGUGGAACCCUGAGUCCUUCCUUGGCCCUGCCACCUUGCUGCAAGCCUAUCGAUGGGUCUCCGACAGGUAGAGCUCACUCUUCUUCUCUCUUUCUGUCUCUCUCUCUCUCCAUAUCUAUCUAUCUAUCCACCCUUCCAUCUAUCUCUGUCUCUCUUCUUGCAGUCGGGAUGAGUACACGGCGGAGAGGUUGCAGGCCUUGACGGAAGACAGGGACAAGCUGCACCGGUGCCGGAGAGUCGGCAACUGCACUGCCAACUGCCCCAAGAGCCUCGACCCCGAGAAGGCCAUCGAGACGAUGAAGCAGGAGCACCUCUACCCGUCCUUCCUCCGUCCAUUGCAUUCUACGUUGGCUGUGUAG